Messenger RNA from Orbilia oligospora ATCC 24927, 1407 nucleotides. RefSeq lists its product as uncharacterized. Lineage: Eukaryota; Fungi; Ascomycota; Orbiliomycetes; Orbiliales; Orbiliaceae. The record is from RefSeq and is a predicted model, not a curated record. The transcript has 2 exons. Bases 1 to 1407 code for a protein of 468 amino acids.
AUGCACCCCUUCCAACGAACUCUUCUAACCCGGACUCUCUCAUCAUCAAUAUCAUCGUGCGCCCGUCGUCGGUUGGCGGUCCAUAAGCCCUUACUAAUCCGCAGAAUCCACAUCUCCCAACCUUUAUUCUCCAAGGGAGAUCAAGGCGAGUCUGAUGACUAUGAUAACGUGUUGCGGAAUAUAAUCCUUCAGGCUAGUUUGGGGGAUAACCUUAGGAAGUUUCCGGAGGUAAAUAAGGUAGAAGGAGAAGGAGGAGGGAAAGAACCUGUGAAGAAAGAAGGGAAGGAAGAAGAAGAGGCUGAGGAGGGUGAUAAAGAACCGACGAAUUUGUUGAUUACGCUGGAUGCGUUGGGGACGUUAUAUGAAAUCAAGAAUGGAGAUUUAGGACGGCAGUAUGCACUCGUUGCGGAGAAGUGCGGAUUGAAAGGGUUGGAUCCUGGUGAUGUUGCUAGGAGUUUUAAAGAUGCAUUCAAGGAACUUUCAACAUCACAUCCAAAUUACGGAUAUCACACCAAAGGCAUGGACCCAAGAAAAUGGUGGGAAGAAGUAACAAAAAGGACAUUCGAACCUUUACUCCCCACUUCGACCGUCACAAAAUACCCCACAAACCUCGCUGAAGCCCUGUGGACCCAUUUCUCCACCGAUACCGGCUACUCAAUCUUCAACGGAACCAUCCCGUUCCUUUGGAACAUCAAGGAUCUCAAAGCCGUGGCUACCAGAACCCGCGAGGGUGAAGCGGAUUGGAAGUAUCGUACUAUAACCAUCGGUGUAAUCUCCAAUUCCGAUAAUAGGGUAGCCAGUGUACUCUCUUCGAUGGGUAUUGCUAUUACCCACCGAGCCAUGUCUCAAGACGGUGAACUUAAAAAGAAAAAGACGAAAAGUUCGUUGAGGAGGCAAGGGAGUAAACUUGUCAAAUCGUUGAGGAAAGCUGGGGUUUUAACAUCGGAGUCGAAGAGUUUGAUGCUUGAGGCUUUGGAUGUGAAGAAUGAAAUUAUAGGCGGGGAUCAGGUGGUAGAUUUUCUAGUUACCAGUUGUGAAAUUGGGGCUGCGAAACCGCAGAAGGAGAUCUUUGAGACGGCGAGGAAGGCGGCAAGGAAUUCGGUUAUAGAGAAGUUUGGGAUCGAGGAGGCGCGGAAAGGGUGGGAUUGGUAUCAUGUUGGGGAUAAUAAGGAGGAGGACGUGGUGGGUGCCUAUGAAGCUGGAGGGGUCGGGAUAUUAUUUGACAGGAACAAGGAGAUCGGGGAAACAGAGACGAUUGUAGAAGGGUCUGAGGAAGGGGUCGGGUAUAAAGCUAUGGUUAUUGGGGAUUUGAGGGAGGUUGCGGAGUUCACGGAAGGGCUUAGCAUUUUGUAUCAGGCGGGUGGUGAGAAAAUCCCUUACCCACGUAGGGUUCAGCAACUACAAUAA